ACUCAGUCAAGGAGUAAGUUUAGACAUAAGGUGUGUGAGAUCUGUAGACUUGCACUUGGACAUUGACUUUGCUGAGGAAAUGCCCUCUAGCUAACUCUGAGAGUAAUUGAAUCGAGUCUUUGCCCCCAGAGAGUCUGUCUGCUGCUCAGUUGAGGGUCCGCGCUUCCAAGGGAAGGAGCCUCGUAUCCAGCCUCUGACAGGGAACGGGAAAGAUGCUUUCUGGAGGCUAUCAUUUCACACUAGCGGCGCUUCUGGUUCUGCUGCCAUGGUUGUCAUGUUUCAAUGUGGAUGAGAAGAACGGGAUGUCAUUCAGUGGACCAGUGGAGGACAUGUUCGGAUACACUGUCCAACAGUUUGAGAACAGUGAAGGAAAGUGGGUUCUGAUCGGUUCUCCUCUUACUGGACAGCCGGCUCACCGGACCGGAGAUGUCUACAGGUGCCCUGUGGGACAAAAAAAAAACACUGGAUGUGAAAAAUUCAAUUUGUCAGAAAACACAACAAUUCCAAACAUAAAUGAAGUCAAGGAAAACAUGACUAUGGGGACGACGCUGGUGGUUAACCCAGACGGCAGUGGGUUUCUGGCCUGUGGUCCUCAGUAUGGCUACAUGUGUGGAAAACAGCAGUACAUCACUGGGAUCUGCUCUAACGUCAGUUCCUCCUUCAAAGUCCUCAAGCCCAUUGCUCCAUCUGUACGAGAGUGCAAGCAAGAUAUGGACAUUGUCAUAGUGUUGGACGGUUCCAACAGCAUCUACCCCUGGGAUCCCAUCACUGACUUUCUGAAAAAAUUUCUCCAGAAUAUUGAAAUCGGACCAGCCCGGGUGGGCAUUGUGUCGUAUGGUGAUGAUGUCGGUCAUGUCUUCAAUCUCAGCCAGUUCAGUAACACAGAAGAACUUGUUCGGGAAGCCGGCAAGAUACCUCAAAAGACUGGCCACAAAACCAUGACAGCUCUCGGCAUUGAUAUAGCAAGGAAAGAGGCCUUUACAGUGGAGCGAGGAGCAAGACCAGGAGUCAAAAAAGUCAUGGUGAUUGUCACAGAUGGGGAGUCACAUGACCGCUACGAUUUGAAACGUGUCAUUGAUCAGUGUGAAAAAGAUGGUAUUGAGAGGUUUGCCAUUGCUGUCCUUGGCGACUAUAAUCGGCAGAAUAAAACCAGUGAAGAGGUGAAGAAGUUUGUUGAUGAAAUUGAAUCCAUUGCCAGCGACCGCAAAAGCGAUCAUUUCUUCAAUGUGUCGGAUGAACUUGCUUUAGUGACCAUCGUUGAUGCCUUAGGAAGCAAGAUCUUUGCCUUAGAGGCCACAUCUGGGAACCACACCUCCUCCUUUGAGAUGGAAAUGUCUCAGUCGGGAUUCAGCGCUCACAUGUCUAAAGCAGGUAUCAUGCUGGGAGCCGUGGGUGCUUACGACUGGAAUGGGACUGUAUUGAUGCAGGCUGGGAAUGAGUUUGUCAUUCCAAAAAAAAACAGCUUCCACAACCUUGAGGUGCAGAGAUACGAAGGCAUGGCAGGAUACAUAGGUUAUGAUGUACAGUCAGCAUACACACCCAAUGGAGUGCUGUACAUCACAGGAGCACCACGGUUUAACCACAGCGGACGUGUCAUGGUGUACCGCUUCGAUGGAGAAAAUGUCACCAUAUCACAGACGUUGAAAGGAGAGCAGAUUGGCUCCUAUUUCGGCAGCGUCCUCCAGACGCAUGACAUCGACCGUGACAGUUACACUGACAUCCUUCUGGUUGGCGCUCCCAUGUAUAUGGGUCCAGAGAGAGACGAACAAGGUCAAGUCUACGUCUACAAACUCAAUAAGGAUGGGCUGUUUGAACAUGAGAUGACGCUGAAGCCGGUCAAUCAGACCUGUUGUACGGCUAACUCUCGGAGCAACUGUAAAAGCAUCAGUAAGAACGAGCCCUGCGGCGCACGCUUCGGCACUGCAAUCGCUGCUGUUCCUGACCUCAACCUGGAUGGCUUCAAUGACAUAGUGAUCGGAUCACCUUUGGAGAACGACCACAGAGGGGCGGUGUAUAUUUACCACGGUUCUCAGAAAUCAAUAAAGGAGAAGUAUGUACAGCGUAUUGCUGCUGGAGGAGAUGGAGUGAGCAUGAAGUUCUUUGGCCAAUCAAUUCACGGCAUCAUGGAUUUGAAUGAUGAUGGCAUCAUUGACGUCACUAUCGGAGGAAUAGGAGGGGCCGCACUGUAUUGGUCUCGGGAUGUUGCAGAGCUUCUUGCCGAGAUGACCUUCGACCCAAGCAAGAUCAAUCUGCAGCAGACCUGUCAGGUCCAUGGGAGGACCACAGUAUGUGUGAAGACCAAAGUGUGUUUCAAAUAUCGAAUCAAGUCUGACAAAGACACAAACACAGGAACUGUCAUCAAGUACAGUUUAACUCUGGACUCACUGAGAGCGAUUGCCAGAGGACGGUUUAACGAAACAGAGGACAGGACAUUGCAAAAGAACGUGUCAAUCGUUGACAAGCUUUGCAGAGAGCACAUCUUCUACACGUCGGAUAAACUGGAUUUCAGAGACCCCAUUAUGGUCACGCUGGAAUUCGGUUUAGCAGAUGAAGACACGGGUCCAGUCCUAGACGGGGAAUUACCGACGUCACUCAAUAAGACCAUUGCAUUAGUGGACUGCGGGAGUGACGACAAGUGUGUUGCUAAUCUAGACCUUAAGGCCAAAGCAAACAUCGCAAGUCUUCUCAUAAAAAACAACCAGGAGAAGUUCUUUGUCGAGAUAGACAUCCACAACAGUGGAGACAAUGCCUACAAUACCAGGGUUACACUGAGCCACACUGAAAAUAUCAACUAUGUGAAAGUUGAGCCUAAAGAGAAGGACUGUGAAACUAAUAAUACCAGAAUAGUAUGUGCAGUUGGAUAUCCUUUCCUCAAAAAUAAUAAAAUGGAAAGCUUCAAAAUCCAAUUUGAGCCCAAUCCCUCCCAUAUUCGUAAGGACAUUGUGAUUAAUGUUACUGCAACAACUGAUAGUGAGGAGGUUGAUUCAGCACUGAACUUUGUGAGCAUCAUCAUCCCUGUGAAGCAUGAAGCCAACCUGCGAUUCUUUUUAAACAAGUAUAUGAAGGAGGACCACAUCAUAUUGAAAGAGAAGGCGACAAUUCCCAGUGUUUUCAACCACACUAGUGUGAUCGGCGACGAGGUGAAAAUCAGCUACACGAUUGAGAGAGAUCUUGAAAUGCCGAGUCCUCCACUGCAGCUCACGAUAAAGUUCCCAUAUCAAACGUCUGCAAAAAACUUCCUGCUGUACCUUACAGAUAUCACCCAUACACAAAACAUCAGCUGUGAUGCCAGACAAUGGAUUAACCCUUUACGCAUCAAGCCUGACAACCCUCAUUCAGUGAAUCCUAAAAAAGAGACCUUGAGCAUCUAUCUUUUGAGUUGUAAAGAAGAUCAAAAUCCCUGUGUGUCAUUUAGCUGCUCCAUCCCUCCCGGAGACUUCAACCAGAUCAACACCACUUUCAGAGUGUGGCGACCCACCUUCAUAAAAGGAGAAUUUUCCAGCAUUCACAUGAUUGUCGAAGCCAAACUGGAGAACAAGGACACGGACCUGUUCGUGUUGAAUGAAAACGUCAAGACCAGAGAGGUGAAGAUUCAAGUCACCAAAGACAUACGAAGUGGAAUCCCAUAUUGGAUUAUUAUCCUCAGUAUCCUCAUCGGACUUUUAAUACUGGCACUUGUUAUCUUUGCUUUAUGGAAGGCUGGAUUCUUCAAGAGAAAAUCCGUUGAAGAUAUGAAGGAAGAUAUGAAGGAAUCUGAUUGAAGCCUGCGGUUCUGUAGCCUCCACCCCUCAGGUCAACUCAUACUACACCUCUAGCCAAGGUCAUCGAGAUCACAUAGCAGAACCAUCACUAGGAACAUUCAGAAACAUGAAGAUCAGAGUCUGGUUUUACAAACAGUGUAUUGUAGAGCAUACCAAAGAGAACCCAGCGCUUUGCUUGACACUUUGAUUUAUCUUCAUGUGCUCACUGCAAAAUUCAUCUGAAUGUGAACUCAAAUGAACCUCUGAGAUGCCACAAGAUUGGUAGACAUUUUGCCAAACCAUGAGAGUCAAGCUUUGAACAGCAAAGCAUCAAAGGUUCAUCUAGCCUGAUCUCAACAUCCCACCAGCCACGGACCCUCAUCUGUAACCCCCCUACGCCAUUCAUCAACAGCAUAGCAAGGCUCAGGAACCUGUCCUGGAAACAUCUAGAGUUAUCUACAGUCCUGUAAUCAGAACCAUACACUCUUAUUGGCAACAGGUUAAUAUAUGGAGGUCUAUUCCAAUAACUCACUUUUAGAGCUUGUUUCGAUGGAGCACUGUACAGUGAUGCUUUUCAGUUCAAAGCAUUUGUUUUGAUUCGUGUUAUGAGCUAUGAAUAUUGGCACAUUCCUUUUUGUUCACAAAGCAACAUUUUGGCACUGAUGUUUUUCACACUUUUUGUCUUCAAGAAUGAAGAGGAAAAGGCUUGUACUGUAAAUGUAAAGCUCAAAGUGUAUAUAAAGUUAUGUUUGCAAUAUUGCUUUAAUGAUGAAAUAAUGGCUUUAUCAAAAUAAUCGCACCAUCUUUAUUCAGUGUGAUACCUGUCUUGUUUUCUGAGGUAGAAAGCGUGUUGAUGCCCGCAGCGUUUCUCAGGUAUUCCAGAUGGGUUGCAGACUCAGCCAUAAAAUUGGACUGCCAUCAACUUUUCUUGUUCAGUUUUUGCCAUAUGUAAAUAUUAGAAAAACAAUUACUUGACCAAAAUAGAAAUGUUAAAGCUAAAGUGUGUAAUUUUAGCACCACCCAACUAAAUAAUGACUGUUUUCAAACAGGAUUUCCAAACGCUCUCCUAUUGGUCGACAGCCCUGCCUUAAACUCACACCAUUGGUUGAGUCAAUGUUGCUGUUGUCGGGCUGGUUGGGAAGAUCCAAAAAACAGCAAAAAAUUGGAGAAUUUGUAAUAAAUGUAUCAAUGAUGCAUUAAGCCAAUUCUGUUAAAGCAGGAAAAAAAAUGUUAGCUACAUUAUUUCUGGUUCUGCAGUUAUUGUUUUUUUCAGGGGUCUUUAUGUUUUAGACAUUUUAAAUGUUUUGUUUUUGCAAUAUUAUUCUUGCAACAACUAACUAUAGUGUGCCACAACGUUCCUUCCCCUUUUCAUUUUUCUUUGUAAAAUCCAUGUGCAUGUUAAUCUUACAUUGCAAGCUUUUGUGCAGCACAAAACACCGCUAUUUACAUGUUCACAAUUUACUGUUCGCAUGUUCCUACUGAGUUCCAUCAGUGAAAAGAUGUUUUGUUUUCAAUAUACUUGAUUUUUAAGUUUCCUGUUUUUGCCAAAAACAUGAAAGCUCAGAAUGUGGCAGAGAUGCUAGAAAUUUUGCUUGACCCUCAAGUGUGAAUAUCACAUUCAGAGAGAAGGAGCAGUUUUCUCAACUCUGUUUUUUCUGUUUUUAGAAUAUGAGUGCUGAAUAUAAUUAAAUUAUUUUUUAUUUAAUUUUGAUUUAAAUCGGUUGUUUAAUUGAACACUCAUUCAUUGGCAAAGAUGUGAAUUGUGUUCUGCAGGAAGUUUUAGAAAAAUCUUUCGUAUUCAUGUGGUACUGCCUUAUGAUCUGUAGUACGACUUAUAAUACAAUUCUCAUUUCAACACAAUUUUUUUCUUUUAAGUCGGCAUGAAAAGUUUUAUUUCUAUGUAGAUUCAAAGGUGCUCACAGGCUCAAUUUCAUAUUUGGCACUGCAACUUUAACAUCCACUGUCAUAUCUUUGUAUCAUCCAGUCACAUCAUUUUUUUUUUUUCUUGUAUGUUAAAUGAGAUGCCAACCAUGAUUCUAUUGUAUAUAAUAUCACAAUCAACAGUAUUCAUGUUUUAAACGUAUAAAAAGUGUGUAAAAAUAAGUUGUUUAAAACAUGUAGGAUAAUCAAGCCUCACUCUCAGAUGGAGACCAUCGUCUUGGGCACAUGUGAGACACUCUGCUGUGAAGUUUCUAUGUAAUGCACUGGUUUGUCAUAUUGUACAUAUUUUUUCAGCAUGGAUUUUAAAAGCCUUGCACUUAUUGUUAAGAAAAUGCGCAGCAAAAAAAAUAAAUGCUUAUUUUGUAAUUUA
Messenger RNA from Megalobrama amblycephala (Wuchang bream), 6051 nucleotides. It is a transcript of the gene itga1, whose product is annotated as integrin, alpha 1. Gene Ontology annotation, biological process: cell-cell adhesion; cell adhesion mediated by integrin; cell-matrix adhesion. Gene Ontology annotation, cellular component: integrin complex; external side of plasma membrane. NCBI's taxonomy places the organism in Eukaryota, Metazoa, Chordata, Actinopteri, Cypriniformes, Xenocyprididae. The transcript has 30 exons. Gene Ontology annotation, molecular function: integrin binding. Bases 213 to 3761 code for a protein of 1182 amino acids. The record is from RefSeq and is a predicted model, not a curated record.